AUGUUCCAUAUGGAUGAAAAUUCUAACUUUGAAACCCAGCUCCAGAACUCAAUUCUGGUAAGUUUCGGUCAGAGAGAGAGAGAUGAUGAUGAUGAUGUACCUGCUGUGUCGUCCACGGAGCUCUGGCCAGUGAGUCCCUUCCGCCUCGACUUCGAGCAUUCGCCGUUCAAACUUUGCCUUCGACUUCGAAAUAGCACAGAGAAGAGAGAGAGAUGGAAGACUCAGACUGAGAGAGAGCGGGAGAUAGAGAAAGAAGACUGGAGUGAGGAGGUCGUCGGACCUCGGACGAUCGUGACAGGAGCAGCCAGAAAUCGAGUUGGGGCAAAAAAUGCCCAAAAGAGCUGA
Messenger RNA from Ilex paraguariensis (yerba mate), 345 nucleotides. The record is from the annotation of a GenBank genome assembly. Lineage: Eukaryota; Viridiplantae; Streptophyta; Magnoliopsida; Aquifoliales; Aquifoliaceae.